Messenger RNA from Amorphotheca resinae ATCC 22711, 530 nucleotides. RefSeq lists its product as hypothetical. NCBI's taxonomy places the organism in Eukaryota, Fungi, Ascomycota, Leotiomycetes, Helotiales, Amorphothecaceae. The transcript has 4 exons. The record is from RefSeq and is a predicted model, not a curated record. Bases 88 to 465 code for a protein of 125 amino acids. Gene Ontology annotation, biological process: nuclear-transcribed mRNA catabolic process; P-body assembly; spliceosomal snRNP assembly. Gene Ontology annotation, cellular component: spliceosomal tri-snRNP complex; U6 snRNP; P-body. Gene Ontology annotation, molecular function: U6 snRNA binding.
ACCACCAAAACACCAUUGACUAAUAGGUAUCAAACGAUUCCAUCACAACACGCCCUUCGAGGCACCAGCAACCCCAACCUAUUCACAAUGCUUCCCCUGGGGCUCCUGACCGCGGCGCAAGGCCACCCGAUGCUAGUCGAGCUCAAGAACGGCGAGACGUUGAACGGCCACCUAGUCACAUGCGAUACCUGGAUGAACCUCACACUGAAAGAAGUGAUCCAAACGAGCCCAGAGGGUGAUAAAUUCUUUAGACUUCCCGAGGUGUAUGUGAAAGGGAAUAAUAUCAAAUACCUGCGCGUCCCGGACGAGAUUAUCGAUUUGGUGAAGGAGCAGCAGCAAGCGCAGCAGGGCGGCGGGUAUAGAGGGCGAGGAGGCGCGCAGAGAGGGGAUCAUGGAGGCAGAGGUGGGGAUAGAGGGAGGGGUGGCAGGGGCGGUAGAGGAAGAGGGAGGGGGAGAGGCUCAUGAGGUGCGCGUGUGGGAGUUGUCUUGGCUAUGAUAUGAUGGGUUCUUGUCUGGUGUAUUACUCGCUG